AUGGUGGUCAACGCAUCUGUCUCCGGGACAGGAGCCGUGAAAAGGCCGGCUUCGUCCCUGCACGAUGAUUAUGUCGGUUGGGAACAUGCUCCCUCGAUGGGAACCUCGAUGCGCUCGUCCAUGAACCUUCCCUAUCCUCAUUACGCCUUGAUCUAUCUGGAUACCUCGGGAAAACUCAAGGUUUCCGAGUCUUCGUCUAUCCGCGAACAGAACGGCACCGUGUUCACCCCGGAGGUCCGGGAACGGUUCUUGGAAGUCCUGGGAACACGCAUCGGAUACCACAAGCCGAUGUUGCGCAGAGUCCCUGGAAUUGGGCUACCAGCAUAUGGAUAUGGUCGCCCCGAGGAAUUCACCCGUCAGAGAAAGAGACGUCGAUCAUCCUACCACAACGCUGCGCUAGACUAUCCCGACCCCGUGGAGGAGCUGCCUCCCGCUUCGACAACGAACAUGAUCGGACUUGAGAUUGGCGACGAGGAGAAGGUCCUGGAAUACUACGAAAACGCCUUGAAGCAUUUCCAACAGAUUAACUGCCGUCUGAUCGCGAAGGCUUUUAUCAAAUUCAUCGAGCCUCGCAAGCAGGUCAAACAUCCUUACAACGGAGGCAAGCCACGAGGUACCGGCCAGAAGGGUGAUCCAGAGAAGACAAAGCCAGAGUGGUGGCCCGCCGGAGUCAACCACAAGGAGCCAGACCACCUGAGGAAAGACCAGAGAGUGGCACUUUUGGUCCACAUUUUGCGCAAGCUUGACCAGUCGGGCAUCACCCCGGAAAAGCUCCAGGAAGUUGCACAUGACGCUCGCCGGCAGCUCAAGCCCCCAGAGAAGAUUGAGAUCUUCGAUGAGAUUUUCCGAGUCCGACGGAUGGAGCAGCGCUACGAGAGGGGUGAAGUUGACGCCACCACUGUGGUGUACGUUCUCAACCGAGAUUCCAGCGCCAAAGGCGAGAAAGACGCAGAUGCAGCCAGCGAGCCAGACCCAAAGAUGGAGGAGACGGACGAGGAAGAGGAGACUGAUGACGAAUUCCUGACCCCGUCUUCUUCGGCCGAACAAGCGUCCAGCUCUUUCACAUCCACCGUUGACAUGGGCUUAACAGGACAGGGAAGCGACAGGAACCAGCUAUUCUCGCUGUCUGAACCGAUCGGCCUCGGGGAGCAAUCUCGGCACGAGCGAUCCUUUUAUUCCACUUCUUCCGAGUACGCGAAUGACUAUUCGUCGCCAAACAUGAUCAAACCACCGCCAACGACAUUGGUUAGCCCGAACGAGCAAACCCAGUCGUUCGACUACCUGACACCGGCACCAUUUUCAACGAGCGCUGGAGAUCAGAUGGUGGCCCAACGCCCAUCCGCGAUGCCGAUGCAACACUCUGUCAGCCAAUUCGAUGCCUGGACACCUUCCUUCAGGCAGAACAUGUUCGACCCUCUCGAGUACGGCAACACAACCGGUCAAACCGUUACCCAGUCUCAUCUUCCCUACCAAAUGCCAAUGGCUCACACCUCGGAUAUAACCCACGGCCUCCCUGAACUCCGCUGCGAUAAAUCAUCCCAUAUGGACCCGUUGUCUUUCCGAAGCUCAACCUAUCGCACAGGAUCGAUGGGACACUCCCACAUGGGACUCUCGCGUGAGUGA
This is a messenger RNA of Aspergillus steynii IBT 23096, 1623 nucleotides long. RefSeq lists its product as uncharacterized. The record is from RefSeq and is a predicted model, not a curated record. NCBI's taxonomy places the organism in Eukaryota, Fungi, Ascomycota, Eurotiomycetes, Eurotiales, Aspergillaceae. The transcript has 5 exons. The coding region runs from base 1 to 1623 and encodes 540 amino acids.